GUUACUUGCAAUACAGGCUCUGCGCAGCAUUCAAGCAUUCAAGCAUCGCUAUACGUUUUCGCCAAAGCAUUUCAUUCGGAUCUGCAGGAUUCAAACCACAGCAGUUCAUUUGUAACCGAAAUGGACCCAUAGUAUGACAACUUUCAUUUGACUUGAUUUUUUUAUUUUAUUUCAUUGUCAUAUUUGAUAUUUAUUUUUCUUCAUCCGAUAUCAUUGAUUUUUUUACUCUCAUCCACAAUUGAUUUGCAGCCAGUUUGCUCACGACCACCCAGCUCUAAAGGGAAUACUGUGUCUCGAGCCGAUCUCUCUCUUUCUGUCUUUCCUGCUGUUAUUCGAGAAGGAGGCUCGCGCACUUUGGAUUGGUACCUUGACUGGUUUUACCAAGAACCGGACAAACGGGGGAUUUAUUCUUUGCUUCUGCGCUCGUGGAAGUGGACAACGGCGGUGACAGGGUCGCCUUUCUGUUGUGAGGAAUGUACCCUGUGCUCAGGUCGGCUCGCUGAGGGAGAAUAUUAACGCGCUAUCUUCUUCUCUCUGAAUGAGACUGCUUUGCACCUUUGGUUUUGUAUUCCCGAGGUGUUCGGGUAAAGGGACUAACUCGGCAGCAGGUUCUUUCUUGGAGAUGCACUACAUUUGAUUGUUUUUACGCAUUCACUAUUUCGUCCCUUUUUUCUCUCUCCCCAUUUUCAGAUCGUGAUAUAGAGUUUAAUUGCCUCAGUCAUUCUCUUGGGCGUUUCACGUCUCUUUUUUUGGACAUAUAAUUUCGGAUCGGAUUGUGAUCCUCCCGAAAGACCGUAAUAAUGGGGGAUUCGAUGUGGAGAUAUUAUGUAGGAGUUUUGUUUAUUGCGUGCAAGGUGAUCUUGACCAGGGCGAUAAUUAUGGACGCCAUAUAUUGGAACACAACAAAUACAAAAUUCGUGCCAGGACAGGGCUUGGUGUUGUACCCUCAGAUAGGGGAUAAGUUGGACAUAGUGUGCCCACGUGUGGACGGAGUAGCUGAUGGGGUGGAGUAUUACAAGAUCCACAUGGUUCCCAGGGAGCAGCUGGAGAGCUGCACCAUCACCAAGGCUGACACACCGCUGCUCAACUGUGUGAAGCCUGACCAGGACGUCAAGUUCACCCUGAAGUUUCAGGAGUUCAGCCCCAACCUGUGGGGCCUGGAGUUCUUCAGAGGACAAGACUACUACAUCAUCUCAACCUCUAAUGGCACAAUGGAGGGGCUUGAGAACCAGGAAGGAGGAGUUUGCAAGAUGAAAUCCAUGAAGAUAAUCAUGAAAGUGGGACAAAGUGCCUCUGAUCCUGUCUCACCCAAAGACUACCCCACCAGAUACCCUCCCAAGCAGCCCGACACAGUGGGAAAGGACUCCUACAAACCAAACGAAGUGCUGGAGAAGACAGAUUCGUCGUACAGGGAGGGCGAGGGCGACCAGGGGACGGGUGGCAAAUCCUCUAGCAUCAUCGGCUCCGAGGUGGCCCUGUUCGCAUGCAUCGCCUCGGGCAGCGUCAUCUUCAUCGUCAUCAUCAUCAUGCUGGUCCUGCUGCUGCUCAAGUACCGGCGACGGCACCGCAAGCACUCUCCGCAGCACGGCACCACGCUGUCCCUCAGCACGCUGGCCACGCCCAAACGGGGCAACAACAACGGCUCGGAGCCCAGUGACAUCAUCAUCCCUCUCAGGACUGCAGACAGCGUCUUCUGCCCGCACUACGAGAAAGUGAGCGGGGACUACGGCCACCCGGUGUACAUCGUUCAGGAGAUGCCCCCCCAGAGCCCUGCUAACAUCUACUACAAGGUCUAAACCUCCAACCUCCCUGGCAGGGCUCGUUUUUGGAUUGGACCCUCCUCUCCAUCUCUCUGUUAUUGUUCUUGUUGUUUUUACAGAAACGUUACUAUUUGUGGUUAAUAUUCCGUGUUUUUUGGGAUUCGUUCGAGAACGCGAAAGAGAAAAGCUGCUCUCCUGGGGAUUUUUUUUUUUUUGGGGGGGGGGGGGGUACCUCCUAUCCACUUCUCUUCUCUCCCAGCAGCUUGUGUGUGGACGGACGGACGGACGGACGGAGAGACAGAAAGAUGCCCCCUCCCCCCGCCCCCUACACGUGUUUGUUUUGGGUACACAGAAGGAACAGAGGAGUUUGACCCAAACCUCCCUGGAGUUCCUGCUCUGCGAUUCUCCCCAAAAGAGACUACUGCUGGGAAAGAGAGGGAAAGAGACAAUGGAGGGAGAAGGAGAGAGGAAAAGGAGAGAAGGGGCGGACCAUGAACUCAUGUCACUAAUGGCAGUUCGUCCCUCUGCCCAUGAGACACUUUGUGGAAAUAUCCACUCUGGGACAAUCCCGAAUGACACACGGACACCAACCUAUCACCCACGCACCCACGUACUCACCCACGUACUCACCCACUGUCAGUCACCGUGAACGGUUCAGACCCUCGUGCUCGUUACGACCCAUAAUUCCCUCAUCGUUCCGACCACACCUUUUCCUUCAUUGCAUCAUCAAUCAUUACCGUGGUUACUUGAAAAAAGGUUUUGGAGAAGAAGAAAAAAAACACGAUUCCUUUUUAUAGCUUCAUUAUUGUUGGUUCAUUCCUGGUAUUGUUCAACUUGCAGAUUAUUUUUUAUUUUUUUGGUAACGUGGUUUUGUCGCAGCUCAUGUCGUGCUGGUGUACGUGACUUUCAAAUACACACAGACACAUGUGAAAAACACAUGCACACGCACACACACACACACACACACACACACAUACACACACACGCAUGCGCACACGCACACGCACGCGCACACGCAUUAAGAGCAGCGUAGGACACACACGCACACGUACACACACACACAUACACACUGCAGCCCAGCACUGAGAGAGCAGAGAGUAGGACUUAGAGAGGGCUAGACCAUGUGGAGGGGUUUUAUUUGUGUUCCGUCGCAUCGGGGGACAUGCUGCUCUUUCUACUCCCUCUGAGUGGUCAGGGCUCACCAGGUGGCUUCUGGGAAGGGUGGAGGACCUAAAUGAAUGAUAGAGCAGCACUUUUAACCCCCCACUGUCCCUCUACCCAGUCAAGCAGUCAGAUCACAGAGAGGGAGAGAGAUGCGCUGGCAGAGGGGGUGAAAGAGAGAGAUAGAAGCUGUAUCCCUUUCAGUAUGGUUGUAAUAGUAGCAAGGACUGACUUUCCAUAGAUUGGCCUUUACAACACCGAGAUGUGUUGGUGAACCAGAAAUACAGGCAAUAAGAAAUCCCACCAUGCCUUGCUGCUGCAGUUUCAGCUACACGGACGAAAGGUAAAGAUAAGAGAAGCCCAGGUCUAAGUGGAGUUUAACCCAGCCGCUAGCUGAAACAGAGAGGUCUAAAUGGAGUUUAACCCAGCCGCUAGCUGAAACAGAGAGGUCUAAGUGGAGUUUAACCCAGCCGCUAGCUGAAACAGAGAGGUCUAAGUGGAGUUUAACCCAGCCGCUAGCUGAAA
Molecule: messenger RNA, 3446 nt
Organism: Oncorhynchus masou masou (cherry salmon)
Lineage: Eukaryota; Metazoa; Chordata; Actinopteri; Salmoniformes; Salmonidae
Product: ephrin-B2a-like
Exons: 5
Coding region: 801-1796 (331 amino acids)
Biological process (GO): blood vessel morphogenesis; ephrin receptor signaling pathway; axon guidance
Cellular component (GO): plasma membrane
Molecular function (GO): ephrin receptor binding
Source: RefSeq, a predicted model, not a curated record